Messenger RNA from Aspergillus caelatus, 1488 nucleotides. RefSeq lists its product as uncharacterized. Lineage: Eukaryota; Fungi; Ascomycota; Eurotiomycetes; Eurotiales; Aspergillaceae. The transcript has a single exon. Bases 1 to 1488 code for a protein of 495 amino acids. The record is from RefSeq and is a predicted model, not a curated record.
AUGAAGACUUCCACUCUCUGCACUAUUGCCUUUUCAGCCACGGCCCUGGCGGUUCCGGUGUCUGUGACUACUAGUGAUCACGGCCUGGCUGACCCCGUCCCUGCCCAUGCUCCGGAGGGUGAGGUCCAUGCUCGCCUGCAGUCUCGUACCUUUUUCCCUAUGGGUGGCUUAUGCCCCCCAUGUGGUGAAGAAGGAGCCAGCCUGAAAGCCCGCACCUUUCUCCCUUUGAUUCAGGGCUUGAUAGAGCACAAGAUGGAUAAGUUCGGCCUCUGCUCGCCGUGUGAUACCAACACCAACACAAAUGACAAUUCGAACUCCAAUGACAACUCUAAUACAAACAAUAAUUCCAAUGAGAAUAACAAUUCCAAUGAGAAUACAAACAACAAUUCCAACACGAACAACAAUUCCAAUACCAAUAACAACUCCAACUCCAACUCUAACACGGUGACAAACAACAUUAAUGGUGGAACUCCUCCUGGAGGCACUCCCCCUAGUGGAAGCACCCCUCCUACUGAGGGUAUGCCUCCCAUUGAUGGGAUGCCUCCCACCGGCGGUAACCCUCCUACCGGUGGCACUCCUCCUACUGGCGGUACUCCUCCUACUGGUGGUACUCCCCCAACUGAUGGGAUGCCUCCCACCGGCGGCACCCCUCCCACUGGCGGUAACCCUCCUACUGGCGGUACUCCUCCUACUGGCGGUACUCCUCCUACUGGAAGUACUCCCCCAACUGAUGGUAUGCCUCCCACUGGCGGUACUCCUCCUACUGGAAGCACCCCUCCAACUGGCGGUAUUCCUCCCAAUGGCGGUAACCCCCCAACUGGAAGCACUCCUCCUACUGGUGGUAUGCCUCCCACUGGAAGUACCCCCCCUACCGGUGGCACUCCUCCUACAGGCGGUAUGCCUCCCACUGGAAGCACUCCCCCAAUUGAUGGUAUGCCUCCCACUGGCGGUACUCCCCCUACUGGUGGUACCCCUCCCAGUGGCAGUAAUACAGUCUGUGAGGAAGGUGACAAUACCUGCACUCCUACAACCGGUGGCACUCCCCCUACUGGAAAUAUGCCUCCUACUGGCGGUAUGCCUCCAACUGGAAGUACUCCCCCAACUGGUGGUACUCCCCCAUCUGGAGGCACUCCUCCCAAUGGCGGUAACCCCCCUACUGGUGGUACUCCUCCCAGUGGUGGUAUCCCCCCAACUGGCGGCACUCCUCCUACUGGUGGCAUUCCUCCCAGUGGCAGUGAUACAGCUUGCGAAGGCGACAACUCCUGCCCUCCUACAACAGGUGGAAACACGUCUGGAGACAACAGCAACACCACUGGCAGCAAUACGGGAACCAACAAGGGAGGUAGUAACUCUUCUGGCUCUUCGAGCUCUUCCAGCUCUUCGAGUUCUUCUUCCUCGAGCAGCUCUUCGUCCUCUACUACUGGCGGAACUCCCGGAUGCGCUGAAUGCGAAGCUCCCCCUCCCGCGGACUGCGAAGACUUCGAAUAA